Molecule: messenger RNA, 2058 nt
Organism: Prunus armeniaca (apricot)
Lineage: Eukaryota; Viridiplantae; Streptophyta; Magnoliopsida; Rosales; Rosaceae
Source: the annotation of a GenBank genome assembly
AUGGCUCAGCACAGGCAGCCAGGGAUGGAGAGGUUGGGGUUACGUGGCCACGAUGUCCACCAUUCAAACGGCGGAGUAGGAGGAGGAGGACCAGAUCACGUCGCUGUCGGGAUCCGCACCACCCCGCACAAACCGGGUCGGGCCCGACGAUCGGGUCGAUCCGACAAGGGCCCAUUUAGAAUCUCUAUUGGCGCCAUCGUCCUCGUUCUCGCGCUAGUCUUCGUUUUUACUCUUCUGGCCUUCUAUUACCUCUCCCGAAACAGCAGAGAACUAAAUACUUAUCAUGCUGAGGAAGAUGACAUAAAGAAUGAUCCUGACUUUCUCACAAAUGUGACACGCACGGAGACUUCUAAAGUCCUUAGGUUUGGGAAGGGUUCGGUAGUUCAUGGUCGAGAUUCUAGGUAUUGGGAUAAGAUGAUAGGAGAAGGGAUGGAGAUUAUAAUGAGGAUAGUAGUGCAGGUGUUAGUGAUGAAGCCACUGAUAAGGGUGAUGUUCAUUAGGAAAGGUGGAUUGUACAAUGAAGCUGGGCGCAAUGAGUUGAAAAUUUAUGAAGCUGAGUAUGAGGCCUCUCUAAAGAAUAGUCGAGAAUCUAAGGAUGAAGAUUUGGAUAAGCAAAAGGAGGUAAUUGAUGUUGAUGACGAGUAUGAUGAUGGGAUUGAUUUUCAUGAAACUCACAUGGAUGAAUAUGAAGAUAUGGGACAUCAGAAUGACCAUUUUGAUGAAGAAAAAUCACAUGAUGAAGAUAGUGGAGAGUCCAUUGAUCUUCCUGAUGUUGGAACUAAUGAUCAAAAUGUUGCCAACAAGGUUGAGAAAGUCUCCACCAAUUCAUUUGAAGAUGAUCCUGUUCAGCACUCUCGAAAUCUUGAUGAAGUUAACACAAAGCCCAGGCAUAUCAGUAUACAUUCUGGUCAAUCUUCAAAAAAGUCACGAUCAACUUCAAAAAGGAAACCUAAGCGCCGGAAAUAUUCUGGUUCCUCUUGUGAGAUGAAGUUUUUAAACUCUACUGCACAGCUUAUAGAGCCUUUAGAAAGUCGAAAGUUUGCAAGGUUCAGCAUGCAGUAUACUCAAGCAGAGGACAAGCCUGAAGGAGAAGAGCAUUGGGAACCUAGAUUUGCAGGGCAUCAGACUCUGCAAGAACGGGAAAAUUCCUUUUUGGCAAAUGAUCAAAAAAUAAAGUGUGGCUUUGUUAAGGGUCCUAAAGAAUCCCCAAGCACUGGGUUUGACUUGGCAGAAGAUGACACAAAUUACAUCAGCAGAUGCCACAUUGCUGUUAUCUCUUGCAUCUUUGGAAAUUCAGAUCGCUUGAGGAUGCCUUAUGGUAAAACGGUGUCUCGUUUGUCAAGGAAGUACGUUUGCUUUGUUAUGUUUGUCGAUGAAGUUACUUUGCAAACCAUUUCUUCAGAAGGGCAAAUUCCAGAUCGGAUGGGUUUUAUUGGUUUAUGGAAGAUUGUGGUGGUGAAGAACCUACCAUAUACUGAUAUGCGUAGAGUGGGAAAAAUACCAAAACUUUUGCCUCAUCGGCUUUUUCCUUCUGCAAGGUAUUCAAUCUGGUUGGACAGCAAAUUGCGCCUCCAACUUGAUCCCUUACUCAUUUUGGAAUACUUCUUGUGGCGAAAAGGUUAUGAGUAUGCAAUUUCAAAUCACUACGACCGACACUGUGUAUGGGAAGAGGUUGCACAGAAUAAGAGAUUGAAUAAGUAUAACCAUACCAUCAUAGAUCAACAAUUUGCAUUCUACCAGGCUGAUGGCCUGACAAGAUUCAACGCCUUGGAUCCCAACAAGCUUCUUCCCAGCAAUGUACCAGAAGGAUCUUUUAUUGUCCGGGCACACACUCCUAUGUCAAAUUUGUUUUCGUGUCUAUGGUUCAAUGAGGUUGAGCGGUUUACUCCUCGUGAUCAGCUAAGUUUUGCAUAUACAUACCAGAAGUUAAGAAGGAUGAAUCCUGGAAAACCUUUUCAGCUUAAUAUGUUCAAGGAUUGUGAGAGGAGAGCCAUAGCUAAGUUGUUUCGGCACAGGUCAGACGAGAAGCAGAAUAUUCGGCAAAAGGCAACAGAGUGA